This is a messenger RNA of Oenanthe melanoleuca, 1960 nucleotides long. RefSeq names its product FGGY carbohydrate kinase domain-containing protein-like. Lineage: Eukaryota; Metazoa; Chordata; Aves; Passeriformes; Muscicapidae. The coding region runs from base 1 to 702 and encodes 233 amino acids. The transcript is spliced from 5 exons. The record is from RefSeq and is a predicted model, not a curated record. Gene Ontology annotation, biological process: carbohydrate metabolic process. Gene Ontology annotation, molecular function: kinase activity.
AUGCUCAUUUGCCUGACUCUGUGCCUAUAUUGUCUCUUUUCUAGGUCUCUCUGUACAGUAGUGUGCAAGUGGACAUACACAUCAGAUAGAGGUUGGGAUGACAGUUUCUGGAAAAUGAUUGGUUUGGAAGAUUUGGUGAAGGAUAAGUAUGAAAAGAUAGGAAACCACGUCUUGUCUCCUGGAGAGGCUGUUGGGGAAGGUCUGACAGCGGACGCUUCGCAAGAUCUCAGUCUCCCCGAAGGGAUUGCAGUGGCAGCAUCUCUCAUUGAUGCACAUGCUGGAGGACUAGGAGUGAUUGGAGCAGAUGUGAAAGGACAUAACCUUCCAUGUGAGAACCAGCCCAUUACAUCCCGAGUCGCUAUGAUCUGUGGAACAUCUUCGUGCCACAUGGGGGUGAGUGAAACCCCUAUUUUUGUGCCUGGUGUUUGGGGACCUUAUUUCUCUGCCAUGGUACCUGGAUUGUGGUUGAAUGAGGGAGGCCAGAGUGCUACAGGAAAACUGAUCGAUCAUGUGGUACGAGGCCACGUCGCCUUCCCAGAAUUAGAGGCCAAAGCUGCAGCCAGGUCACUGUUUUAUUCCUUUAUCACAUCCCUGCCUUACAGACUGAUGCACACUGCAUUCCCAGCAGUGGCCUCAUUCUCAGUCAGGGGAAUUAACAGUCUGAUAGUGGGCUGGAAGUAUUUACAAAGACUUUCCAGGUGAUUGCUCUUAAAUGUAAGGUUUAAACUCCCUUCAGAUACCUUUGGCAUAUCUAAAUAAUCAUAUUAACUUUUUCCUUUUCUAUCCAGCCCAAGGUAUUUCUUGAUUCCAUAGCACCAGCCCUUUUUAGCACACUUCUGUGCCUUGGGCUAACAAUAUGUCUUAAUUUGUAGUUUAAAUGAUUAAGCUCCAAGGAUAGGAUGUAACUUAAUUACUUAUUAUUCAGUAUUUUUGAAAUAGUCAUUCAAAGGAAGAUGUAGCCACUGUAUGAGAAACUCCUGCUUGGCAGCACAAAUAAAACAGAGAAACCCAGGAUGAAUUUUCAGACAAAACUUUAAAUGGAGGGGUGACUUGGAGGUAACUCCAGGAUUCCUUGAACAAGAGGCUGUGUGUGAUGUGGAAUUUGAGCUUGUUCUGCUUUAGAAGUGGAUGAAGACAGUUCAGACACUUCUGUCAGGCCUGGACUUCCUCAAGCUUUUUUGGCUUGGAUUCAUUCUAAGAUGGUUCACAUCACUCCCAGAGAGGUCUUAGCUGAACAGUUGGGCACGUUGGAUGAAAAUGUGAUUCUCUUUUAAUGUCUUUUUCCUCCUUAGAUUAAGGAAAAAAAACCCAGCAAACUUGGCAUUUUCCCUUCAGUUUCUCCCUCUGGUCUGAGAGGCAGGGUCAGUCCUGACAGAUGGAUUAAGCACGUGCUCUUACAGUUAUUUUCAGUCCUCCCUGGGGAGAUAAAGCUCUACCUGGUUUCUCUGGAUGACCCUUCCUUGCUUUGCAGGGCCCACAGCCUUACUUGUUUGUUAAGAACUUGACCAGGAUUCCCAGAAAUGAAUUGGACUUUAUUCAAUAUGAAACAGAUUCACGCUUCCUAGAAUUCUCUUUGUUGUUCUCUGGAAAAGGAAAUCAGGAAAUAAAUGCAUCUGUGUAUGUUUGGAAUAAAGAUUGAACUGGGUCUUUUUCAAAAUUCUGGCUUCAGGACAUUUUUCCAGUGCCCCAUUUGAAGCACAAGCAUAAGACAAACAGUUUAGUCUGUAAUGCCAGGAUAAACCAUUUUUUUUGUGUUGGAAAAGUACCUAUGGAGUAGCCUACUUGUGUCUGCUGGGUCUGAUACUGAACUGACUGAACACAAACUAUGCCACAGUGCAAAAACUGAGAUUGUGAUGUGAACAGGACACUAAGCACAGAAUAUUGGCAGUAGAACUCCAUAUUAUCCAAGGAUAUGGUGUCAUAACUUUGGAUUUGAGUCUCCUGUAGUUAGUAACGUGGU